This is a messenger RNA of Oryza brachyantha (malo sina), 1669 nucleotides long. RefSeq names its product probable serine/threonine-protein kinase WNK9. Gene Ontology annotation, biological process: protein phosphorylation; intracellular signal transduction. The record is from RefSeq and is a predicted model, not a curated record. Gene Ontology annotation, cellular component: cytoplasm. The coding region runs from base 51 to 1337 and encodes 428 amino acids. NCBI's taxonomy places the organism in Eukaryota, Viridiplantae, Streptophyta, Magnoliopsida, Poales, Poaceae. Gene Ontology annotation, molecular function: protein serine/threonine kinase activity; ATP binding. The transcript has 7 exons.
CAGUUGACCUUUCUCACCGGAGAGAGUGGUCGGCGGCGGCGGCGGCGCCGAUGGAUCCGGUGGAGGCGGAGGCGGAGGAGCAGCCGCCGGACGAGGAGGAGGAGGAGGAGGGGUACGUCGAGACCGACCCCGCCGGCCGCUUCAUCCGGUAUGAUGAGAUCGUGGGGACAGGGGCCGUCAAAACAGUUUAUAAAGCCUUUGAUAAGCUGGAGGGUGUUGAGGUAGCAUGGAGCCAAUCCCGGAUUGAUGACUCUGUUAUGGGGUCCUCUAAGAAGAUGGAGCAGCUGAACAGAGAGAUUCAACUAUUGAAGACACUCAAGCACAAAAACAUUGAGAAAAUGUUUGCUUCAUGGGUUGAUGAGGAGAAGAAGACCGUAAACAUCAUCACAGAGUUGUUUACAUCUGGUAGCCUGAGACAGUACCGUAGGAAGCACAAGAAAGUGAACAUCAAGGCUAUGAAACGAUGGGCAAUACAGAUAUUAACAGGGCUAGAAUAUCUGCACUGUCAGAAGCCAGCAAUUAUACAUAGGGAUUUAAAGUGUGAUAACAUAUUCAUAAAUGGAAAUCAUGGAAAAGUGAAGAUUGGUGAUUUUGGCUUGGCAACAUUCAUGCAGCAACAGAAAAAAAGUAUAAAAGGCACCUUAGAAUUUAUGGCACCUGAGCUCUUAACUGGACAUUACAAUCAGUUGGUUGAUAUAUAUUCGUUUGGGAUGUGCAUGCUUGAAAUGGUGACAUGUGAAUACCCGUACAGUGAAUGUCAAGGCAUGGCCCAUAUAUUCAAAAAGGUUGUUGAGGGUAAGAAACCAGAUGCUUUCUACAAAAUUAAAGAUGCAGAAGUAAGAUCUUUCAUAGAGAGCUGUUUAGCUCCAGUAGAGAAAAGAAUGUCUGCGACAGAACUGCUGAAUGGCUCUUUCCUCCAGAAUGAUGUCCCUAUCUCAGUAUCUCUGGUCAAGAAUAUGUCUGAAGAUGGACAUGAAUCUGUCAGUUUCAUGCUUUGGAAGGGCCAGUUUCUGCUCAAAGGAAACGUUGAUGUAGCCAGCCAUGUUGAUUUAUGGCUAAGAUUUCCUGAUCCCAGCGGUUUUUUCAAGAAUGUUGAGUUUCCAUUUGAUGUGACUGAAGAUACCAGUCUUUCUGUGGCUGUGGAAAUGGUCGAGCAAUUUGGACUGACAGAAGAGAGCAGGCUAAUCAUCGCGCAGCUGAUUGAUGCAUUCAUGGUCAUCCUGAUUCCUGAAUGGGCACCGUGUGUCACCAUUGGUCACGUGGUUUCUGAGGGCGCAAACAGCAACAUCAAUGAAUCCAUGAACUGUGGACAGUUCCGAAGUGCUGACCCGGAGUGAUUCUGCUUCCCCCAACCGCUGCUACCUUCCAAUAGUCAUAGUUCUCUAUUUAUGUAUCCUUUGCCUUUCCUUUUGAGAUGGAGUGGACCUUAUGCUUCAGCCUCUUGUGUGCACUCAUAUUACAAUGCCUACAGGAUGUGCUGCUGAGCAUGGGGUUCUUCCUAUGGUGUGAUGAUGACGAAAGUUAGGCCUAGUUGGGCUUAUUUAGUUUUAGUUUAAUUUAGUUGCUAGGAGGCAGCGGAAAAAUGAGAGUAAUCAGUUAAAAAUGUUACUUUUUCAUCUUCAAAUACAUUGCUUGAUUAGUUGUGGCAUAUGUCUGAUCAUAAUUCAAA